Periconia digitata is the source of this 2323-nucleotide messenger RNA. The record is from the annotation of a GenBank genome assembly. Lineage: Eukaryota; Fungi; Ascomycota; Dothideomycetes; Pleosporales; Periconiaceae.
ACUCGGCUGUUUCCACGAUUACAUCUAUUCAAAACAUCAUCUCGAGACACAUAUAUUAAAAGUAUUAGCAACCUCAAAAUGACAAUAUCCAUCACUCCGCAGAGCCAACUGCCCCAGUUAGAUGGCGGUGUUUCGCCUCAGCUUGUUUUCGAGUCUUUCGAAUUGCCGCCCUCGAACCAACGCACACUGGGUGCGCCUCAUCCUACCAAUACCGUAACUCCUCUUGCACUUCGACCUUCCGCCCACGAUGAUGUACAGCCAGCUCUUGAAACAGUCAUCACGUCCAUCAAAACUCUUCAAGCACAGGACGGAAUUCUCACUCAACAGCUGAGUCAACAUGGCACCUUAUUAUUCCGCGGCCUGCCUAUUCAUUCCGCAGAUGACUUCAGCCAAUUCGCCCAUGCUUUCGGGUACUCCCCCCACGAGAUCAUUGGGAUCGUGGUUGAUCGUCCACUUCUGGCUCCUAAUGUGGCUCCGGCCAACGAGGCACCCAAAGAAGUAUUGAUUUACAACCACAACGAAUCUCCACAAGUUCCUCAUGCACCAGAAUAUAUCUUCUUUUACUGCCAUUCUGCACCGCAGGUUGGUGGUGAAACGCCAAUCUCAUCUUCGCUCGAACUUUUCGCGCGCGCCAAAACUGAGAUCCCUGAAUUCAUUGAAGAGCUGGCGACCAAAGGCAUCAAGAGCAGAGUGACAUAUAAAGUUGAGAAGCAAUAUGAUGGAGGUUCCACCCUGAAGCAAGCCUUCGGGAAAACAAUCGAAGAUGGUGACGAAGAGAAGACAAGAAGGCAGAAGGUGGAAGAGCAGAUUAUACGAUAUGGAAGGGGAGAGCAUACAACGUGGGAAUGGCAGGAUAACGGGGAGACAUUGAUCUUAACACAUCAUCUGCCGGCCAUUCGAACACACCCUGCGACGAAUCUUCCCACACUGUUCACUGGUCUUGCGGCCUAUUACAAGAACUUUAUCGAUCCCAGGAGUUCAAAUAGCGGAAGGAGAAACAUCACACAGCAGUUAUAUGGUGAUGGCUCACCCAUCCCGAACGAGUAUCUGAAGAAGUUGGCAGAGAUCACUGAUAAGAUUAGAGUCCUACAUAAGUGGCAGCAGGGGGACGUACUAGUUUAUGAUAAUGUAAUCAGUCAGCAUGGACGACAACCUUGGGGAGGAAAGCAAGAUGAUAGAGUAGUGUUGGCCAGUCUGUGGGAUGGGCCGACGCCCGGAAGAUACGAAGGCAGCCACGAGAGUUGGGCGCAGGUUGUGCAGGCUGCCGAAGGGUGAGAGGGUAACACGCGACAUUGUUCUUUUAUUUCUUUGUUCACCUUUGCUUUAUUCAUGAUACAUUCUCCAACCCACGAGAAUCAAGCUCACCAUGAAUCACCCUGAAUAACCCCGUAUAUCUGAUGUACUUUCAGUAAUCCGACUCGUCAUCAAGUCGUAGCGUCAUUCACUCGUCCAGCUUAGCCCAUUCAAAUGCAUCUGAAGCUCUCGAAACGCGAAGAAAUUUAAUGAGACUCUGACACAUAUAUGUGCAAAAGAGGGUAUCCUCUCAUCGCAUGAUUCGACUUGGCAUGAUAUAAGAGAAAAUCUGAAGGCAAUGUGUAAUAUACGCACAUCACGUGUACAAGUGUACAGUUCGUGGAUGUGAAGAUGGAUGUGGUAUCUAACUUGAACCAUUGAUAAUUCGAAGAGUAGUCGCCGACAGCGAAAUACGGUACACCAUCUUAGUCGUGCCGAAUUCUCCAGAUUCUGCGACGAACUACUAAUCAACGCUACAUAUGUAGGUAUGAAGCACGAGCACUUGAGCAUUACACGAUAAUUGCAAUGCCGCAUCAAACUACACGUGCGCUAUGCAUUGUGCUGAUUCUUUACAGUAGCUUCCUGCCAGACCAAGUCGAGCACCUGUUAGGAUAUGUAGUACCUGAACAUUCAACUAUUCCCACGUUGCAUGUUGCAUGCAUUUCGAUGCGCAUCACUAUGACAGCGGCACAUGUGAGAGCAAGAUCGAAAGACCUUCGAAUUCGGCAUUGCGGAUCCUUUUUUUGUUUCAAUCGUCCCGUCCGUUAAUGACACAUCCUCAUAGACAUCCAAAGGAUUGGCUAGAUAUGCUGUGCUUAUUCACUUUCCGCGGAUACGAACCUCGACUAUGACCUCAUUCUCACCAUGUGCAUGCAGAUCACCUCGCUUAUCGAUACGACCUAGUGCCGAUCUUCGAGAACCCCAUCCGAAUUGCACGCCUAACCAUACCUCCAUCCCAACCAUCACCGAUUUUGUGUCGCUGAGCAUUGCAUUCGUGUGGCUAGCCGAUGGUUUCGUGGCGCUAGCAUUC